Messenger RNA from Stereum hirsutum FP-91666 SS1, 444 nucleotides. RefSeq names its product ARP2/3 complex p21-Arc subunit. Gene Ontology annotation, molecular function: actin filament binding. Bases 1 to 444 code for a protein of 147 amino acids. Gene Ontology annotation, biological process: regulation of actin filament polymerization; Arp2/3 complex-mediated actin nucleation. The record is from RefSeq and is a predicted model, not a curated record. NCBI's taxonomy places the organism in Eukaryota, Fungi, Basidiomycota, Agaricomycetes, Russulales, Stereaceae. The transcript is spliced from 2 exons. Gene Ontology annotation, cellular component: Arp2/3 protein complex; cytoskeleton.
AUGUCUGAAGUUGACGUGAGCCAAGGCGAUAUCGUCGACGAAACUCUCGACCUAUUCCGUGCCAACUCUCUCUUUCGUAACUUCGAGAUCAAGGGUCCCGCCGACCGUCUCCUCAUCAUCCUCAUCCUCUUCAUCUCCGACUGUCUAGCCAAGCUCGGAACAGCUCGUAUCCCACCGUCACAGAUCGAGGCAUCGAAGUUGCUCAAUACUCUCGCCGUGGACAGUUUCCCCAUUCCCGGAGACGCUAACUUCCAACUGAAUGCGCAUUAUGCUCCCCCAAGCAGUCGUGCCGACGCAGACUAUCUUCGUCAGUACUUGGUUCAAGUCCGCCAGGAGCUGGCUGCGCGGUUGAUCGAGCGGCUGUACGCUGACGGGACGGGCAAGCCAAGCAAGUGGUGGAUGUCCUUCCAGAAGAGGCGUUUCAUGAACAGGAGCUUGGGUUAA